AUGUCUGACUCCGAAGAUUAUCCACCUUUCCCACCACCAGGUCCGCCAUUCAUUGCAGCCAGCUUCCCCCGGGUUACUGACGACGGAGACACAAAUGGCUAUGUUUUUAAUCACGUGGCCCUUCAAAUUAGCUCGCCAGCCUCAUCGUUCUCGUUCUAUGUUGACUUUUUGGGCAUGAGUCUGAUCUUCGCGCUCAAUGCUGGACCCCUGACGGCGUAUUAUCUGGGGUACCGGGAUGCAGAGCACGAUGCAGUCCCUUCAGACAUGGCUCGGGCGUCUGGGGGGCGUUCGGGACUCUUGGAACUCAUCUUUGCGAACGACGAGAAUGCCACACAGGACGAUUUGACGCUGAAUGGGACAGAGAAGUCCCGUUCCAGCGAUGGGAGCAGAAAGUCAGGUCGAAGGACCGGAUUCGCCCAUUUCGGCUUUCGGGUACCCGAUGUCGCGCAAACGUUGAAGCGGGCCGAGGAAAAGGGCUGGAAGGUGAUGAAGCCUUUAGACAAGGUGGAUGUUCAGUUCAUGCCACUUCCUGGAUGGGAGCAUGAAUCCGAGGGCAAACAGAGGAAAUGGGAGGGUGGAUUUGAGAAGGUGUUUGGACAGGUCGCCUUUGUGCAGGAUCCUGAUGGGUGA
This is a messenger RNA of Cladophialophora psammophila CBS 110553, 630 nucleotides long. RefSeq lists its product as uncharacterized. Gene Ontology annotation, molecular function: lactoylglutathione lyase activity; metal ion binding. Lineage: Eukaryota; Fungi; Ascomycota; Eurotiomycetes; Chaetothyriales; Herpotrichiellaceae. Bases 1 to 630 code for a protein of 209 amino acids. The record is from RefSeq and is a predicted model, not a curated record. The transcript has a single exon.